This is a messenger RNA of Gavia stellata (red-throated loon), 5505 nucleotides long. RefSeq names its product nuclear casein kinase and cyclin dependent kinase substrate 1 (gene NUCKS1). Gene Ontology annotation, biological process: interstrand cross-link repair; double-strand break repair via homologous recombination. Gene Ontology annotation, molecular function: double-stranded DNA binding; single-stranded DNA binding. Bases 114 to 998 code for a protein of 294 amino acids. NCBI's taxonomy places the organism in Eukaryota, Metazoa, Chordata, Aves, Gaviiformes, Gaviidae. The transcript has 8 exons. Gene Ontology annotation, cellular component: cytoplasm. The record is from RefSeq and is a predicted model, not a curated record.
CUCGCUCCGGGGAGGGGAAGGCGACGCCGAGCCCGCACCAGGCGACCGUUUUUUUCUCCUUCCCCUCAGCGCUGGGCGACGUCCCCCGGGCCGGGCCCGAACCGCCGGGGAAAAUGUCCAGGCCUGUCAGGAACAGGAAGGUGGUCGAUUACUCCCAGUUUCAGGAAUCAGAUGAUGCUGAUGAAGAUUAUGGAAGAGAUUCAGGUCCCCCAUCCAAGAAAAUCCGUUCGUCUCCCCGGGAGGCUAAAAAUAAGAGGCGAUCUGGGAAGAAUUCUCAGGAGGACAGCGAGGAUUCAGAAGAAAAAGAUGUGAAGACUAAGAAAGACGAUUCACACUCGGCAGAUGAAGAUUUUGGCAGUGAAGAUGAUGACUUAGGAGCAGAUGACGGCAAAGCUGACAGUGACUAUGAGAGCUCUCAAAAAAGCAAAAAAGGAAAAAAGGCUAAACCAGAAAAAAAUAAGAGAGCAGCCUCCAAAUCCAGGAAAAGGCCUGCAGAGGACAGUGAGGACGAGAAAGAAGAUCACAAAAAUGUGCGUCAGCAACGACAGGCAGCAUCCAAAGCAGCUUCUAAACAACGAGAGAUGCUUAUGGAUGAUGUGGGUAGUGAGGAGGAAGAACAAGAGGAUGAUGAGGCACAGUUCCAGGAGACAGAUUCAGGAAGCGAUGAAGACUUCCUCAUGGAAGAUGAUGAUGAUAGUGACUAUGGCAGUUCAAAAAAGAAAAAUAAAAAGGUCUCCAAGAAAUCCAAGCCAGAGAGGAAAGAAAAGAAAAUGCCGAAGCCCAGGCUAAAGGCUACAGUGACCCCCAGUCCAGUGAAAGGCAAAGGGAAGGCAGGCCGCCCCACAGCUUCCAAGGCAACAAAAGAAAAGACCCCAUCCCCCAAAGAAGAGGAUGAAGAGCCUGAAAGUCCCCCAGAAAAGAAAAAAUCAGCCAGCCCUGCACCAGAGAAGUCAGGGGAUGAGGGAUCUGAAGAUGAAGCACCCUCUGGUGAAGAUUAAAUGGCAGUUGAGGAAAUCUUUGUUUAAAAAAAAAAAAGAAAAAAAAGAAAAAGGAAAAGAAAACAUACUUAGGGGUAGAACACGGUUUUGGCUGUGGCUUGACUCAUGGGCUUUGAAUGCUGUCUUUACUUUCAGCUGUUUAAUACAGUGUAUCCUUUUUUAAAUAAGAGGAAACCCUUAUACAGUAAUAUUUUGAAGUCAAUGUUCUCUGUUGGCCAUUCCGUUCUCCCUCCCCCACCAAAUCUGAAAGCCAUUUGAGACAAAUUAACAGACCAUUUAAAUAUAUAUUUUUUUCAAGGGAUACUGCAGUUGUGAAGCAAUAAGGUUUGAGACUGAUACAUGGAAACCAUACUUAGAAAUCGUUAAGUAGAAUAGAUUUCCCAGUGCUGGUAAGAGUUCUUUAAAACUAUUAUUCUGUAUUUGACUAUGUGGAAAAAAUGAACCUAUGCUUUAACAGACUUUUGUUGAUACGAGUUCACUCUCAAAAAAUGUGGUUGAUAUGAAUUCCAAUUGAGGAAGAGGAAACAUGGGGAGGAAACCUGUGUUUCUUGGAUUCAGGCACGUUUUUCAUGGAAAGCAAUCAAGAGACUUGUAGAUGGUCCACUGUCUUUUAUUUAGAAAAGACCCUCCAAUUAGGUUGCGAGAUCUUUUGUCUUUGCUGGAUAGAAUACUAUUCUGCUUUAGGUAAAUUGCAGUGCAUUCUAUACAAAUUCAGAUAUACAACCUACAAGCUUCUCACAUCCAUAAACUCUAUUUUAUUUCUUCCAAGGUUGUCUAUAGAUGGGCAGAAUAGGGAAGAGAAAUUGAAAACAAUUUUUAAACCUCUGGUUUCCAUUUGGUGUUGUGGAAAAUGUCUUUAAAGUUUUUUCCAAGGAAAAAAAUUAAUGGGUAGUAUAAAAUUAAAUUCUUUAGCUUUUGGGGCGAGGGAUGUCCUUUUAUAAAUGUGAAGCAAAGGAUUCCUGUAAUGCUCUGGUCAGUCUCGGAUCCCAUGAGUCACGCUUAAGUGUUUCUCUUCUCUCCCUCCAUCUGUCCUCAGAAAGGCAAUGUAGUCAUACCUCUCAGCCUCUCCAGCUACAGUGUUGGACAGCAGACUUCCAUCGAUAGUGAACAUCACCCCGAUACCACUUCCAUUUCUUCAUCCUUCCAUCCUACAGUGUGGGAGGCUUUGCUCCCACAUCGACAUGUCUGCUUCUAACUGUUGGUCAUCAUUUGCUCCCUCAGCCUAAGCAAUGCUGAAUAGGGAACAGUAUUAAAGGAUGAAGCUGGGAGGAAGUGGAGUUUGGAAGCAGUGUAGCAGGGCUAUCGUUUUAUAAUAAAAGCAGGAUGUCCCUAUAAAUGCAAGACACUUGAGAUGUGUGUGGUGGCAUUUUAAUGUGUUUUUAUCAAAGCAGCCAUAUCCUUUUUUAAACUUUAAUUAAAAAUACACGAGCCUUGGUUUUCAAACCCUAAUACAGAGGUUGCUGCCAUGUUUGUUGGUGGAAAUACUGAAAACUGGACCUGCCAUUUUUCUUUUGUUUUUUUUCUUAAACCCUUUGUGCUUUCUGUAUGUUGCUCACAAUUAUCUUAUAGCUGACAAGCUUUGCAUCUUCUUUUGUCACAGAACUACACGUUUUGUAACCAGCCUCUUGAAGGUAACAUAAGGCAGCUAAUUAGUUGGAUUUCUGGUGCACAUGCUACCAGAUUUUUAAUCCUGUUUGGAUUUUAGAGAGCUUUUAGAUGUGAUACACUAAUAUGACCAGGAAGGACACUUGGCUGAGUGGCAUAGGGAGCCUGAAGAUGCUGAGUACAGUGUGGAGCCUAAAAUGUGGAACGGAAUAUUAAUAUAACAGCCGAGUGAUUGUCUUGUGUGAUUCAUAGCCAUGGAUUUUAUUGAGGCUGGUAAAUUACUUUACCUUGGCUUAUAAAAAUUUAAGUUCUCUAACAUUCUUUACUAUAAUGAAACUACUGUUGCCGUUACAAUAAAGAUGAUCGGUGUUUCCAUUGUAAAUCUUUUUUUUUUUUUAAAAAAGUGGUUUAAUUUUGCAGAACAGCUUAAGGCUGGAGUGAAGUAUCAGUCUUGAAAAAGAAGCGAAUGUAAUCCCCUCUCCUCUCCCACAUCUUCCCACCUUCCAGAUCUCUGGGAGAGCAGAGUCUCUUGCAUUCCCUCCACUCCUAGUCCAGUGCUUCUUGGGUAAUAUGGGAAAAUAAAUGGCCAAGUUUUAAAAUACAUUUGGAUUAAAUUUGGGGGUAGCAUACACUUUUGCGAAUGUCUGGUCCACGUAGUUGUUCCCUUUCAGUCCAGACUGUGUUUCAAGCUAUUCUUGUCUUGGGUUCUUAGGGUUUUUUUGUAUUAAAAUGUACAAGGAUUACUUAAAUGUAGAAUACCUCUAGCUGAUGUGGUCAAACAGCUGUUUCUUUACCUACUAGACCAGAUUUUUUUCUGAGGAGUGUAUUUUGUAAGUUCUACUUGGGGGGGGGGGAGAAACACCUUAAAAUAUAUUUUAACACAGUUAACUAAAGUUAAAGCUGUGAAAAAUGUUUCCAUUGUUCUCAGUUCAGGUUUUGGACUGGAUUAUUUUAUGCCUGGCAAUUUUGGCCCUUUAUCUUAACGAAACUGUUCUGCUUUCUUGUAUGUUCAUCUCAAUGGCUGUUAAGGCUGCAUGAUGCUUAUCUUUGAGUUUGUCACAACCCAAACACUAUGUAAAUCCUGUACUACUACUACUGGGAUUUUGUCUUACUGUUUUGCUGAUUUGUGCAAACACUAAGCCCUAACGGUCUUUUGGUUACUCUGUUAGAAAUGCGGCAGUUUACAUUUUUACGGAUGGAAGAAAAUUGCGAAGGUUAAUACAUACUUUUUUUUUAGUACAUAACAUUUUUCAGCAGUGGCAGACUUAACAUUUUUAAAUGUCCUUUUUUACUUAAUUUGUAUUAAGCAUUCUGAUUUCUUGAAGGAAAGCUGUAAAAAUGCCUUUCUGUGGGAGCAUGAAUAGUUCUUCACGGAGCAGAAAGUUUCAUUCACAGAAGGCGGCUUUGAAAAGAUUGUCUUCUGUUACACAGCUGUAGUUUUGGAGCCUUUGCAGAGAGGUAAAUGGAUUUAUUCCAAAGUUCAGUUAAUCUAGUGCCCUGCCCUGGUCUAACUCUUAAAAUCGUAGUUCAUAACUAACUUCCAUUAUAUAUCAUAGAAAGGUUUGGGUUGGGAGGGACCUUAAAGAUCAUCCUUUCGUACAUUCUGUUUCUGAAUCCACACCACCAUGUUCAAUUUCGCAGUUAAUGCCAAUAGUACUGCCUUUAACUGGCCACAAGGCUUGAUCAGUAAAAAUUUGCUAUUUCAGUUGGGAUAUCAUACUAAAGAUUAUUUGCUUCAUUUUCUGUUUGAUCAGCAUGAGAAUGCCAAACAUGUCAAGCUAAAUGGGUUUCAGAACGGAUUGUGGGUGAGAGCAAGACGUAUAAAUGGGGCAGCCAAGAAGCUUUUAAUUUUGUUGUUUUAACUUUAUCAAAGCAGAAGAGAAGCAGCACACCUUGGGUGACUUCUGCUAGGGAACCCCACCGAUGCCAGGUAACGGUUCUGAGCGUGCUCAGCUCCUGUGCCACCACACGGCUGUAUCCCCAGGUGAUGGACUGCCAGGGCAGUGGCGGAAGAUGUGCUUGAAUUCCUUUUUUCUUUUUUCUUUUUUUUUUUUCUUCCCCUCCACUGGUGAUGGUCACAAAGGUACAAUAGACACUGAGGCACCCAGGUUAAGGAGGGAGGGAAGUAAACUGUAACAUGCUGGAAGCUUUUGAGCUGUAGAAACUGGUGCUUUGCUUUAUGUAAUUUGUUUGUGAAGUGUUUAUUUUUAUAACAGAUCAUAUUGUUGAACACAUGGUUCUUAAACUACAAACUGAUCCAUGAGUUUAAUAUUUGAGAGGUGGACGUUCAUCUGUUGGGGGAGGCAGGAUAUGAAGAUGUAAGCAGAUGGAUAUUAAAGGGACACUGUCACAAAAUAGUUGCUGUCAUAUAGGAUAUGUUAGUUUGGGGGACUCACAUCUGUAUGUGGAAAUUAUAUGUUCUAUAUGUGUAUGAUCAAAUAGAAAAUUUUCCCUGAACUUUGACUAUUUUCCUACACUUUUGGGAGGUUUAAAUACAAGUUCUGCUAAUGAAACUAGGAAGCAAAACUAACUAUUAGUUCUUGCUGUCCAAGAUGACUUUUUUCGAAGUAGUAUGGGGAAUAGCAGAGCUCUGAAAGAUGACAGUGUCCUUUCGAGACCUCCCCAAAUCACGUGUAUCCUCGUUUUAGACUUCCCACUUCGGUAGAUGACUGGCAUUUGAAUGUCUUUUCAUUGAACUCUUUAUAUGAAAAACAAAACACAAAUAUUUCUAAGUCUAGUCGAGUUCUCGCCAUGUGCUGACUGUAUCGACCACUAUUGGAGGUGACUCUCUAGACUGCCUGCCCCCUUCAGCCGCGGUGAAUCGAGCGGGUCCAUCGGUCUGAGCAUGCUCAGUGUGACUGCAAAACACCAUUGUGCAUAUGCUUUGUAUAUUGGGGCAAGG